This is a messenger RNA of Polypterus senegalus (gray bichir), 6670 nucleotides long. RefSeq names its product adenosine monophosphate deaminase 2b (gene ampd2b). Lineage: Eukaryota; Metazoa; Chordata; Cladistia; Polypteriformes; Polypteridae. The record is from RefSeq and is a predicted model, not a curated record. The transcript is spliced from 18 exons. Gene Ontology annotation, molecular function: AMP deaminase activity. The coding region runs from base 468 to 3335 and encodes 955 amino acids. Gene Ontology annotation, cellular component: cytosol. Gene Ontology annotation, biological process: IMP salvage; AMP metabolic process.
GCAAUCUCCUUUGCAUAGUCUUCCUUUUCACAUAUACCCUGACGAGCUACCGUACAUUCACCUCUGAUAAAAAGUCAGUAUUGACAAACUUUACUGACAAGUGUUAGCUCUCUGCCAUUGUGCACGUGCAGGCUAAAUGCAGCAGCUCGCAGUCCUAGCACUGGGCUGACUUACACCCGUGAAGCAGUCCAUGCUGCUUUUCGAAGCGGUUGUUUAUUUAUAAGCAGGAAUGUUGGAGUCAGAAUGCGAGACUUCUGUCGCCUAGUGCUCUUCUGCGAUAGUGACAGUGUCAAACACAUGCGCGACACAUCAAGAAAAAAAAUCACCGUUUUAGAAUUGACUUCUUUGUUGAUUAUUGGUAUUUUUUUGCUGCGGCUCCUUUCAAAUCGCAAGCUCUGUCACAUUUCUACUGGAUCUAAAAAUAACAAACUGUGUUCGUACAUGUGCCGCUAUCCCGGCUCCGCGUUAUGCUAACUUCUGUUCUUCUGCGCUUGACGAGCGUGUGCGGCGUUAAUGUUCUCUUCCAGGUGGGCCCACGGUUGCCAAGGCAACCGAACGGGCUGCGGCCUAGCUUGGAUGGACGAAGCCUAGGGCUCUCCUGCGGUGCGGCCCUACGUUGCUUUAUUAUAUCUCCGGGCGGGGAGGGGAGGAGCUUCCGCUCCCCUCCCGGAGCGGGCUGCGGCAGGAACUUUCCUUGCAGCCCCGCAUCGAGCCCACGCUGCAGUAAGAGUCCCCUCGGAGGUUGGCCAACAGUACCGACGGGCGGCGGAGCUGCCUGGUUUUGCUUCAUUCCCUGCUGCGCCUUCUGCAGUCUUGAGUCAUCUCCGCCAAACCGCAAAGCGAAAAGAGGCAGCAGAAUGUCAACAAGCCCGAUCACCGCCAAACAGAAGAUGAAGUCGCCCUUUCGGAAGAGGGCUAGUCUGCAAAAUGCAUCCCCCUCUGAUCUGAAAAGUUCCCCAGGCCUGUACCCUUUGACAACUCAGAGAUCCUUACCUGGAACUCCUAUUUCCCUCAAGCACUUUCCAAUCGACCUGCGUACAUCAAUGGAUGGAAAAUACAAGGAGAUUGCUGAGGAGCUGUUCACGCGCUCAUUGGCAGAGAGUGAGGUGCGUAGCGCCCCCUACGAGUUUCCAGAAGCCAGUCCUAUUGAGCAGCUAGAAGAACGGCGUCAACGUUUGGAACGACAGAUCAGCCAGGAUGUCCGGUAUGAGCCCGAGAUUUUGGUCAGAGCCAAGCAGGACUUCAUGAAAAUUGACAGCGCCACUGACCUUGAGUACAUGAAAGAACAGAGUGAUGUUGCAGUGGAUCAUGCCGUUGAAAAGGAACCCAUCCUUGAGCGAGAAUUCCAGCGUGUCACCAUAUGUGGGGAAGAAAAAUGUGGGGUUCCAUUUACUGAUUUGCUAGAUGCAGCAAAAUGCAUUGUGAAAGCAUUGUUUAUCCGAGAAAAGUAUAUGGCUUUAUCUAUGCAAGGAUUUUGCAAAACCACAGCACGUUUCAUUCGGGAGCUAGGUGACAAACCACCAGAAUUGCAAGUGUAUGAUGAGAUUCCCGAGACCCCAGUGUCUGCAGAUGCUCCAGUUCACCCUCCUGUAUCAAAGACACACCCAUAUGAGAGCCUGGAUCCUAGCAGCAUGCCUCCUGAUAUGGGGUUUGGAUGCAAGAUGGUAGAUGGUGUAAUCCAUGUCUAUAAAAAAUCAAAUGAAAUGCAAAAGGGUACAGAACUGGAUUUGCCUUACACAAAUCUCCAGGAGUACAUUGCUGACAUGAAUGUCCUAAUGGCGCUGAUCAUCAAUGGACCAGUGAAGUCAUUUUGUUACCGGCGGUUACAGUACCUGAGCUCCAAGUUUCAGAUGCACAUCCUCCUAAAUGAGAUGAAAGAGCUGGCUGCGCAGAAGAAGGUGCCUCAUCGGGAUUUUUACAAUAUUCGAAAGGUGGACACGCACAUCCAUGCUUCUUCCUGCAUGAAUCAGAAGCAUUUGCUUCGUUUUAUCAAGCGUGCAAUGAAGAAGUACCCAGGUGAGAUUGUCCACAUUGAAAAUGGCAAGGGACAGACACUAAUGGAGGUGUUUGAAAGCAUGAACCUUACUGCCUUUGACCUAAGUGUGGACACCUUGGACAUGCAUGCUGACCGCAACACAUUCCAUCGAUUUGACAAGUUCAAUGCCAAGUACAACCCUAUAGGAGAAUCUAUUCUGAGAGAGAUCUUCAUUAAGACUGACAAUUAUAUUGAAGGAAAAUAUUUUGGGCAUAUCAUUAAGGAGGUGAUGGAGGAUCUAGAGGAAAGCAAAUAUCAGAAUGUGGAGCUGCGCCUGUCCAUCUAUGGUCGUUCUCGGGAUGAGUGGGACAAGCUUGCUUGCUGGGCUGUCAAACACAAGGUCUACUCUGAUAAUGUUCGCUGGCUAGUACAGAUCCCCCGGCUUUUUGAUGUGUACCAUACAAAGAGGCAGCUGAACAAUUUUCAGGAGAUGCUUGAAAAUGUCUUUUUGCCACUGUUUGAGGUUACCAUAAAUCCCCGCAGCCACCCAGAGCUGCAUCUCUUCCUUCAACACGUGGUUGGAUUUGACAGUGUGGAUGAUGAGUCUAAACCAGAGCAUCACAUUUUCAACUUAGACAGUCCUCUGCCAGCCAACUGGACUGAAGAGGACAAUCCACCAUACUCUUACUACCUGUACUACAUGUAUGCAAACAUGACAGUCUUAAAUCAUCUCCGUAGGAUGCGCUCAUUUCAUACAUUUGUUUUGCGCCCUCACUGUGGAGAGGCAGGCCCAAUACACCAUCUCAUCUCUGGGUUUAUGCUGUCUGAGAAUAUUUCUCAUGGUUUGCUUUUGCGUAAGGCACCAGUGCUACAGUACUUGUACUACUUGGCUCAGAUUGGAAUUGCCAUGUCACCACUAAGCAAUAACAGCCUCUUUCUAAGCUACCAUAGAAACCCUCUUCCUGAAUAUCUCUCUCGAGGCCUUGUAGUGUCCUUAUCAACAGACGACCCUUUACAGUUCCAUUUUACCAAGGAACCCUUAAUGGAAGAAUACAGCAUUGCUGCUCAAGUGUGGAAGCUCAGCUCCUGUGAUAUGUGUGAGCUGGCCAGGAACAGCGUACUUAUGAGUGGAUUCUCUCACAAGGUAAAGAGUUACUGGUUGGGCCCGAAUUACAACAAGCAGGGACCAGAAGGCAAUGACAUUCGGCGUACAAAUUUGCCAGAUAUCCGUGUAGCGUACCGCUACGAGACACUAUGUGAAGAGCUCCUCUUGAUUACACAGGCAGUACGAACUGAAGAACUAGAGACCAUAGAAGAAGAAGACACCCUGUCCAUGGCCCCUGUUCCAGGUUCCCGAUAAGCUUUGCAAAACCUUACAAUUGGAUUCAACUCACAAAUACAGAUAUUGUCUUCUCUUGUAUUGGGAUCCUUCUAACUUUGAUCCAUGCUGUCCUUCUAGACAAAGAAGCACACUUUGCCCUCUGAAAAGAGGGAAUUCCUUAUCUGUUUUGUAAACAUGUUAAUUAUUUAUUACUAUUAUGUCUAAACAUAUGCUAAGACAUAAUCUUAACUGGAGAAUAUGUUUACUUGUUUUUUGCUAGCGAUACAAAAAGCUGGUAGGGGUUUGUGUAGCUGACUCACCAAUGAUUUCCCCACAGACAAAUGUGGACUGGUGAGAGGCGUUUCUAAAGAGCUGUGCUUGUUUUAGCAACUGUAUCUUUGUAGUUUUUAUUUUUUGCAUUUAUGUUACAGUAAGGUAAAUUUGCAUACUGACUGCAUAAUUUUAUGGCAGACUGCAUAAAAUUCAGUUCAAAGCCUGUCACUGUUAAAUUAGAUUGGCUGCAUAUUUAAGAAAAUGGCAACACAGUUUAUUUUAAAAUUGUAUACUGUGAAAUCUAAGUGUGUUACUGUAUUGUUUUAAUCUUUCAAAGUAAAGUAUAUGGACCACCAGUGAAAUCAAUGGGAAGUGCAAAGAGCUGACUGCCAUAAGCCUAAAACUUUGUAUGUUUGAGUCUCUUUUACAUUGCAUAACACAAAUAGAAUAAAGCUCUGAAGCCUUCCAAAUUGUCAAUUUAAGAAGAAAAAAAAUCCAUAUGCUUUUAUUAAAAAGAUUACUUAUUAAUCAUAAAUACAGCUGAAAAGGGGCAUUACUGUGUAAGCAUGCAAAAGUACUAUGUAAAUAUUGGUUGAAUUUUAACAAGUUCGUUAUAGAAAGGAGAGAAAAUGUUUGCUUCAUCAGUGUGAUUAUAGCGAUAAAAGUACUGUAUCUGCCUCACUGAGCCAGGUUUGGCACAGCUGGCAGCUCCCUCAUUGCCUGCAGUAAGAAGCCAUUUGUUUCUAAUUCUUUACACUAUGUCUUUGGCCUUCCUUCUGGUAAUGCAUUGCAAAAGUGCACUUUUAUAACAUUUUAAGCCCGGCAUAUUUGCUUGUAAUUUAGACUAGGGUAUGCCGCUGUUCCACAGUAUUUUUAAUAUAUACUUGUUGAAUAAGAGAGAGAGUUGAAUUACAUAAUGAAUGAAAUUAAUUUAAAAUAACAUUUUUUUAUUAUAUGCAAACUAGACUGUGUGUUGAUUUUGCUUUCCUCUUUAUCAAACGGCACUUUGACCUUUUUUUGUUUUUCCUCAAAAUGACAAGAAUGUGUUUUGAGUCAGUGUUGGUACUACUUUUCAGAACAUGUUUGGAAAGAAUGACUUAAUUGGACCACUCCCUUUUAAAAUCUGGAAGCACAAAUGAAUUGAGGGUCAGCACUGGACACUUGUGAAACUGGUGCUGACUCUGUAACAGGAUUUGUCUGGGUUGGAUCAGUGAUAGAAGCUGACAUGAGCAGCUGCCAAGACUUGAUAUUGUUGAUGUCAUCCAGUUGGCAAAUCUGUAUGCUAGCAUACAGUAUAUCUUCAGACUAUUCUAGAUAUAUGGAAUAUAGUCUGCAAAAAUCUGGGUCAAGUAAUGUGCUUGCCAGAGCAGGUUCAUUUGAAGCUGUCACUGACUUGAGAUGUUGCAAGAUGUGUCGCAUACACGAGCAGAGUAGAACCGUUUGUAACUACAGGUUUAGGUCUAUGAUAUGCUGACGCAUGAACCCAGAACUUUCAGUAGGCCUUUGAACUACACUGUUUGAAUGGGUGAGUCUGUGCACAUAGUGUUGCCAGGAAUCACAUUUUUAUUUAUUUUGUUUUUUUAAUGUAAGCUGCAUUUCUUAAGAACCAUAUUUUUCACUAAGCAAUCUGAAUUAAAAAUGAACAAAAAAAGCUUAACAAAUAAGCCCAUUAAGUUUAAAAUCCAGACAUUUCUAAUAUGAUCUGUAGGGAAAGAAUCAGUCAAUUACACUUUAUUUUAUACAGUAUGAGUUUUAGUGAGCAUCAUUACAAGUUGCUUUAAAAUUAAAAUAAAAAACUAAUUUUAACAUCCACCUUGACAUCCCCUCACCAGAGAACUUUUGCCUUAAUACUUGCAACACUGUGCAUAGCAAAGCAGUUCUUUUUGUUUGCUGCAUGGCAAAAAAGUUAUUUGAGGUGACGCAUAUUAAUGUUGUGCAUCACCGUUUCUGGCAUGCAAGAGGUCAAGAACUGUUUCAAAUAAUCUUCAGGCCAGUACACCAAAUAGAACUUUCCCAGCCAUAAUGUGCAAUUACACGUAUGGUUAUAUUAGAAUAAUGACAAUGUAACUGCACUCUGAUUUAUGAUUAAUGAAAAAAGCUUUCAGAUGCUACCUCCAUGGAAGGUGAAAAUUUUGAUUCUCUGUUAUGUAGACUUCAUUUCUGGACCCUUGAUCCACUCAAAGACUUAAAUUUGAUGUUGAACCUAUGAAGUUCUUAGAAAUAUAAGGAAGCAUACGUUAAUGUGACCUGUUCUCCUAACCCUGCCACCAGUCUGCUUUAGACAAGCAGUAAAAUCAGUGUUAAGAUUGUUAUAAUAAUGAAUUGAUUCCAAGCCGACUAUUUGGAAUGAGUAAAUUUCUCUUUCCCACAAUGUUAAUGAAUUAAUCUUACCUCUUAAAAGCUUGACAGGACAAGAGUAAAUUGUUCUUCAGGAAACAUGAAGCUUGUUUGGUACUCCAGCGUUGCCAUGUACUCAAUGUGAAUGUAUAACUAACUGCCUUGUGCUCAUUAUUUGGAAAAGGGCACAGCAGAACGUACGUUUAUUGUGAUCACAGUUGCCGAAAUGAGGUAUUCUUUAUAAAUUAUUACUUUAUUAUUUAUAAAUAUUAUCUGUAAAAGUAUAUAUUCUUAAUAUAUCCUAUCUAAUAUUCUUACAAUAUCUUAAAAUUAUUUUUAACAUAAAACACAACUAUUAUUAAGAUGGAUAUUAAAAAUGAUGUCAGAUUAACAGUAAAUGUGUUACUGCCUGAGUCUUCUACCAAGUUGUGGACAUUGGAGAUUUAAAGUUGUUCAUUUUGUGUAAUGUAUCUGUAAUUAUUCAAUAGUGGGGUAUAAUAUUUUUUGAGUGAUUUACUACAUGUAUGCAAAAUUUUCAUUUUAUAAAAUGUUGAAGAAGGAUUUUAAUUCUACAUGAAUAUAUUUUGUGUUGAAAAUGAGUAUAUGAACACUAGUAGAGCGUGAUUAUGGAUGCUCAGAUUUCUUAGGUGGAAAACAAGCUCAUGUCUGUAAAGGUGUGUCUGUGUGUGUGUGUGUGUAUGUAUGUGUAUAUAUAUAAAGUGACCGAUGGGGGCGCUGUCAUUCUCUUGAACCCUCGGACCAGA